ACGCUGGGUGUUGAGAUGCGAUCCGUCGAGAAACUGUUGGCCGUGAUGACCGUCUGGUUCCAUCACCAACAUUUGUGCUGUUUCGACCGGACGGUGCGAGCUCAGAAACAUCAAGAACAGCAACACACUUGUCUGCACGAAUUCAGAUCCACCGAGAACCCGUCCGGCAAUUUCACGUCUCCCAACUAUCCGGAUUUCUAUCCGGCCGAAACGCGAUGCUACUACAUUUUCCACGGACGCAAGUGGGAAGGCAUUCGAAUUCAGUUUCACACUUUCGAUUUGGAGUCACCCUACACAGUUGGGUGCUUGUCGGACUUUGUGAGUAUUACAACCGAGGACGUGAGUGGUUUAAGAACGGUUGCCGGACGCUAUUGCGGACAACAGACUCCACCCCCACUUCUGGCCAUGCAACCCAAAGUCGAAAUCCUCUUUGCGGCAAAUUACGUUCACCAUCACAGAGGCUUUUCGGCUUCGUUCAGCUUUGUCGACGAAGAAUCGUUGACGUUAGCCCCUUCGAACGCCGACUCGAAUUCCGGAUGCGGUGGCACAAUAAGCGGAAGUGGUGGCGUCCUCCUUUCGCCAGGUUAUCCUUUAGCCGUUCAAAGUUGGCUCGAUUGUUCUUGGCUAUUAAGAGUUCCGUUCCAGCAACAUGUUUACGUGCGACUCGAGUACCUCCAGCUGCACGGAGGUCUCGCGAGUUGUCCUUUGGCCGAGUUAUCCAUCCACGACGGUUACGGACCACUUAACGAUCAGGCUCCAAAGUUGCGGAGGUUUUGCGGUGAUCUUCGCUAUUACAAAUCCGUAAGCGAUCGAAGCCUUUUGUCGAGGAGAAAUCGGCUGCUCGUCCGGCUGACUACCGGCAAUCUGACGUCCGUCAAAGCGCUUGGCUCUCGUUCGCCAGUUGUUCCGUUCGGUUUCCGGCUCAUUUGGACGUCUGUUGAUUUUCAAACGGAACAGAAUUGCUUGGCUCAAGGAAAGAUUGUAUGUCGGGAUUCGCAGUACUGCUUCAAUUUCCGCCGUUUGAGCAGCAUUUCCUGCGACUCCACCCUUCUCUUUUGUCUCGAUUCGUCGCUUGGCUGUGACGGUGUUAUGAAUUGUGAAGACGGUGACGCCUCCGACGAGCUCAGUUGUCAGGUGCCGUUCUUGUUCGCUUCUGUAUUAGCCAUCGUUUGCACGUUAUUCGUGGGGACGUUCAUGUUUUGGCUACGCUCUCGCGUCAAAAUAUGUGACAAAGUCACGCAAGAACUUAGCUAUUUGUCUGCUAUCGAACGUCGGGAUGCUGAACCUUGUACCCGGCACGAGGAUUGCGUCUUUUACAUCGACAAUGGACGAACAUAUCCGACUGUUGGUAAAAGACUCAGCUACAGCGAAUGUGAAAAACGUGAAAUGAGUCACAGAGAAACGAGGCGUAUCGCUUCGUUACCGCUCUUUGAUUGCAAGCAAAUGAACGCGAACGUGAACAACGGAGUUAAUGUGCUAAGAAGGCAGACUAGUGGAUUCGAAAUUGGAAUGGCCGAGUCGUACGUGUAUCCAAAUAAUUCUGUAACGUGCUUUGAACAGCCGAUGCCCAACAAGUUCGUUUGGGACAGGAAUACGCGAACGACAUCUUUGCAACAAAACGAUCGUGCCAACGAAGAGUACUUUCAUCAAAAGAAGAAAAAUGUUUGUAAAGAACAUAGAAAUGGAUCUGUGGAAAUUCAAAGAGAGAAGUCGUACAACCCGUUGUGUCAGGAUGUGGUUGCUCGUGAGGUGAGCGUUAUUAGGAAUGCCCAUGUUGUAACUGUAACCAGCUUUGGACCGAACGAAACUAUUGACACUGAGUUGUGGUAGCGUGAAGUCGUAGUAUGUUUAGUCAAGUUCAAGCACGUGAAACUUUGUUUUUCUAUGCAGAGGCACAGUCAAUCUAUGACUAUAUGCUCUACAGUUAUUUCUGGUCAUAGCUGGAUAGUAGAACUCAUUGAAAAU
Molecule: messenger RNA, 1965 nt
Organism: Daphnia carinata
Lineage: Eukaryota; Metazoa; Arthropoda; Branchiopoda; Diplostraca; Daphniidae
Exons: 8
Coding region: 16-1830 (604 amino acids)
Cellular component (GO): plasma membrane
Source: RefSeq, a predicted model, not a curated record